UCAGAGCGCGAGGCGCUGGGGCGCUGGCGGCGGGUGCCCGAGCGCGGGCGGAGAGGUCGCGGCCUUCCUCGCCCUGCUUGUCCUUUGCUCCUUGGCGGACGUCGGGCCCCCGCCUCCCGGCUCGCCCGGGCUUCCUUCUUGCGUGGUGCCCGGAAGCCGCAGCGGUCCACGAUGAGCCUCCUGACACAGAAUGUGAGGGAGCUGAUGAAGGCGAUGACCCGUGUCCCCGGUUUUGAUAGAGUUUUGGAAAAGGUGACUCUGGUGUCUGCUGCCCCUGGGAAAGUGGUUUGUGAAAUGAAAGUAGAAGACGACCACACCAAUAAAUAUGGCACUCUCCAUGGUGGUCUGACGGCCACCUUAGUGGAUAAUAUAUCAACAAUGGCUCUGCUGUGCACUGAAUGGGGGGCACCAGGAGUCAGUGUAGAUAUGAACAUCACGUACAUGUCACCUGCUAAAAUAGGAGAAGACAUAGUAAUAACAGCGCAUGUUCUGAAGCAAGGGAGAACACUUGCAUUUACCUCUGUGGAUCUGACGAACAAGACCACGGGAAAAUUAGUAGCACAAGGCAGACACACAAAACACCUGGGAAACCAAGCCCAGCAGUUUGGCCGAGACACCCAACAAUAAAGACCAAGCGUAAAUUUGACUUGAACAAAUGUACUUUCAAAAUAAAUUAGCACAACCAGAAA
Molecule: messenger RNA, 689 nt
Organism: Callorhinus ursinus (northern fur seal)
Lineage: Eukaryota; Metazoa; Chordata; Mammalia; Carnivora; Otariidae
Gene: ACOT13
Product: acyl-CoA thioesterase 13
Molecular function (GO): fatty acyl-CoA hydrolase activity
Source: RefSeq, a predicted model, not a curated record